Molecule: messenger RNA, 819 nt
Organism: Gastrolobium bilobum
Lineage: Eukaryota; Viridiplantae; Streptophyta; Magnoliopsida; Fabales; Fabaceae
Exons: 6
Coding region: 1-819 (272 amino acids)
Molecular function (GO): protein binding
Source: RefSeq, a predicted model, not a curated record
AUGGUUGUCGUGGAGCUUGACAACCUGAGGCUUUCCGGUGAUCUGAUCAAAAUUAGUCAGAUGUUGACUCAGUUGUCCAGCCCCUCCUCAUAUUCUUAUGAAAAUGAUUUUCUAAAGGAUACAGAGAGGAAAUUUCUUAUUGAUAUUAAGAAUUGCAUUGAUGCUACUACUUGCAUUACUUAUGGAACUAUUAAAUCCAUCGAAAGUAAGUAUAACUGGUGGUACAGGUCCUGUAAGAAAUGUCCAUAUUCUGUGUGUGAAGAUUUUGAGAAAUGGUUCAGUGUUCAAGUCAGAGUUGUGGAUAACAUUGAUUCUGCUUCUUUCGUACUGUUGGAUAGAGACUGUCUUGCUUUAUUAGGAGUGAGUGCUGCUGAAUUGCGCGAGCAACAUUUUAAGCGGGGUGCGAAUUUGGAGCAUUAUCCGGAAGAGUUGAACGUUCUGAAAGAUAAAUCUAUGUUGUUUAAAUUUGAUUCUUCGGUUGAUGGUUGGAAUAUUGUUGAUUCUUUUUUGCAUCUUCUAUCAAUGGCUGAAACGUCAGCCCCAAAAUGUGUAAGAAUAGAUAAAGAGAGAAAUGAAUCCCUCACAAAUCUUCCAUCCGACGUGCAACUGGAGAUUUUGGGAAAGGUGGCGUCGAAUUCUAUCGAGGACCUCUGCAACGUUAAGGAAACUUGCAAUGAUUUUAGAAAUCUUGCAGAAAAUGAUGUGUAUAAACAAUCUUCAUUGGAGAAGUUUGCAUGUUCCACAAUUGACUCGAUUUCCAAACAGAAGCCAUUUCGUCAUGCUGUAGACAACGAAUGUGGCAGUGAACAUGAGGAUUAG